CCUAGCCUCACCGCCAACCCCAAUGAAGGCUAGUAUGGAAGCUCCCCAACCAGUGGGAAGGUCCAUCCUAUCUCUCCCCUGGAACCGACGUCAUGAGAAAUAAUCCCCAACUCCACUCGAAAUUACAAUAUAAGGACUCACUCCUAAGCACAGAACAAAAAUUCCUAUCUAAGUAUACCAGAUCAAUCCUUUCUAUAUCCCAAAACAAACCACCAAAAUGGAAGACAAAGCCCUCGCUCCCCCAAGCAAAGACCUCCGCGAACUCGCCGCGCAAGAAUCCUCCGCCUCCGUAAUCUUCCCCUCCUUCACAUCAACAACCGCGUGGUCCCUAGGUCUGGCACUACGGUCCCGAAUCCUGUCCCUCCCGCCGGACCAGCGCAAACCGGCCUUGAUCUCCAUCUCGCUGAGCGGCGGCUCGGAGCCCCACGUUGUAUUCCAGUGCGCCACGGAACCCGGGACCUUCGCAGAUAAUGAGGUGUGGGUGCGGCGGAAGCGGAAUACCGUGCUGCGGUGGGGGGUGUCGAGUUGGUUGAUGCGGACUAAGAUGCUUGCGAGUACCGGGUUGGGGCCGAGUGAGGUGGAGGCGGCGUUUGUGACGAAGCAUGCCCUGACGAGCACGGGUGGUGGAGGCGCGGCAGAUGACUUUGCCAUCCAUGGUGGGGCGUUUCCCGUGCGGGUGAAGGGGGUGGAUGGGGUUAUUGGCGUGGUGGUGGUGAGUGGGUUGAAGCAGGAGGAUGAUCACCAAGUCGUUCUGGAGACGAUCCGGGAGUUUAUUCAACAGGGCGGGCAGUGAGUAAAUUGCAACACUGGGAUACGACCUUAUAUUCUUCGAUUGCAUCUCGAGCCCUAAUGCCAAGACUGGGUAAGCCAAUAUAAAAGGGUAUUUUCCGACAGUUUGCAGAGACAAAUCAGCCACCGAUGAGGAACAUUAGGCCAUACAUCGGUUGUCUUUCCAAUGAGGAACCCGCACUCUUUACGUGUGGGACCUCGAGCUAUCAUUAGCGAAAUAUUACUAGUAUCAGGGAGGCAAGAAUCAAUUGCUGUUCUAGUU
Aspergillus alliaceus is the source of this 1051-nucleotide messenger RNA. RefSeq names its product DUF967 domain protein. The transcript is spliced from 2 exons. The coding region runs from base 218 to 793 and encodes 191 amino acids. NCBI's taxonomy places the organism in Eukaryota, Fungi, Ascomycota, Eurotiomycetes, Eurotiales, Aspergillaceae. Gene Ontology annotation, biological process: post-translational protein targeting to endoplasmic reticulum membrane. Gene Ontology annotation, cellular component: TRC complex. The record is from RefSeq and is a predicted model, not a curated record.